UCACUCGCUCGUGUUUAUUGUUGGUUGGACUACAGAUUUUACCUGGGCGCGAGACGAGAGUUCACGUCAUGUGUUUUUUGCCGCGAGGUCAAAGUUGAACCAUGUUGAACUUUGACAGCGGUCAGCGGUAGUGCGGUAGAGGCGUGGUUAUGGGCGGGGAAGCGCCGCGUUCUGCUCUGCGGCAGCACGCUAUAGAAACAGUUGAAUCCUAUGGGGGUCAGCGCACCUUGAAAAUAUCUCAACUUUUUGCCGCUCGCUUCGCUUAGUUCGCGCUGCUACCGCUCCCAGAGUCCUCUGCGUGACACUGCCGCGGCUCUCCAUAGAAAACAGUGGGAGGCGGAGCGAAAAACGCUUCGCGUCGCUGCAGUGUGAACGUACCUAGAUCAAUCCUCUAGAAACAAUCGAAUCCUAUGGGGGUCAGCGUACCGCACCGCACCUACUGCGUGCAGUGUGUAAGCACCUUUACAGUAGCUCCUUCAUUAAAAAGUGAAAAUUACCCCCGGACCACCUAAGAGACUAAUCCAGAUAGGGAUAAAGAUGUACUAUUUUACAUCCCUAUAAAAUGAUCUUGCACCCCUAACCUCAUGGGCAAUUUUCUAUACACAGGUGAUCCCAAAUCCCAACACUGAUCAGCACUGGCAGAUUUGCUAUACAUCUAGAAAAUGUAAUUAAUGCUCUAUAAUACUAAAUAUUUAAAUUCUUAUAUAAUACUAAACAAAAGCCCACCAAACCCAAAAAAGAAUCCUGUCUUCCAGUCAUUUAGCAUCCCUGACCUCAGCGGAAAACAGCCCCGGUACUGAAAGCUGAAAUGAAUCACUGUGUUUGACAGGAUGGCAUCAUGUUUAGACUCUAUUCUGGGCUUUUAACUUUACCAGGAUAUGGCAACAUCUCUCUUUUAAACAAAGUCACACUGCAAAUAUGUCCAGUGCAUUGAAACAGAGUCUUGUCUAAUGGAUUGAGAGUAACGAGUGAGUGUGUAUGCGUGCGUGUGUGUGCGUGUGUGUGUAAGUCACCUGGGGCUGCUUGUCCAUGAAUGCUUUUCUGUAUAUAAGGCUCAUUGUAGCAGGCAGGGACCAGGAAGGCACUCCUGGGAGCCAGAUAAGAAGCCAGUGGACACCAGCACACUCUCUCACUUCCUCUCUGAUCCCGUCCUCUAAAAAAGAAGAAACCAGCCUACAGAUAACAGAAUGAAGAGCAUUUACACUUUGGCUGGACUCUUACUCCUCAUCACUGUGCAGAACAGCUGGCAGAUUCCCACUCAAGACACAGAGGAAAAUUCCAGCGUGACUUUAGAGGAUACGCUAUUCCACGAUCCACUGAAUAUGAAGAGGCACUCAGAAGGAACAUUCUCAAAUGACUACAGCAAAUAUCUGGAGACAAGAAGAGCCCAGGACUUCGUACAGUGGCUGAUGAACUCAAAGAGGAGUGGCUCCCAAACAAGACGGCAUGCAGACGGCACCUACACCAGUGAUGUGAGCUCCUACCUGCAGGACCAGGCAGCCAAAGAAUUUGUCUCCUGGCUUAAAACAGGGAGAGGCAGAAGAGAUUAAAAAAAGCUCCAUUCAGCAAGAGCGAGAGAGAGAGAAACACUUCAUGCCUUUCAUUCAGGAGAAAAUGGGAGGGGGGAAGAGAGAAAGACACUUUGCUAGUCCUGCUCAAACAUCAUAUUCCACUAUAUCAUGUUUUAUAAAGAACUGUCGUGUCAUUUUCCAAAAAUAAAUAUUUGCUAAAGCACUGUGA
Messenger RNA from Astyanax mexicanus (Mexican tetra), 1740 nucleotides. It is a transcript of the gene gcgb, whose product is annotated as glucagon b. The record is from RefSeq and is a predicted model, not a curated record. Gene Ontology annotation, cellular component: extracellular region. Gene Ontology annotation, biological process: response to starvation. Gene Ontology annotation, molecular function: glucagon receptor binding; hormone activity. Bases 1188 to 1550 code for a protein of 120 amino acids. Lineage: Eukaryota; Metazoa; Chordata; Actinopteri; Characiformes; Acestrorhamphidae. The transcript has 4 exons.